AUGAGGUCGAAUCACCUUGUUUCCGAAUACAAGUACCUUAAUGAAAUGGACGUACCAUACUUGCACGACUCUUCGUUGAACGUUACGGAGCACACAGUGAAAGAUGAAUUAAGAAAAAUGGCUUCGAUAUACUAUUGUGGAAAGUUCCUAAUACCCGGUUUGUCUGAAGCCCGCAAAAUGGCUAAACAGUGCAUCAAUCUAGAUGACGACGUGCAACGCAAGCAUGUUGCCAAAAUGGCGUCAAACGUUUGGAAGAGAGCUACUGAAGAGACUCGGAUAUCUCGUAAUAAUUACCUUGUUCCCGAAUACAAACACUUACUCUACGUUAAACGUUACGGAGCACACAGCGAGAGUGAGCUAGUCAAUAAUGAUACUUCUCAAAUGCAGAACUAG
Paraglomus brasilianum is the source of this 393-nucleotide messenger RNA. NCBI's taxonomy places the organism in Eukaryota, Fungi, Glomeromycota, Glomeromycetes, Paraglomerales, Paraglomeraceae. The record is from the annotation of a GenBank genome assembly.